UGAUUUCUAUGAAGAUCUGAGUUGGACAUGUUAUUUUUCUCUUGAAGGAUGACAGCGACAAGAGCGCUGUGAAAAUGCUUACGACUGACAGGAUCUCGUCUCGGGAGGAUCUUGGGGGCGGAGAGUCCGGACAGAGCGAGGAUUGGGAGCCGGCCUGUCAGGCGGGAGUUGGGCAGGUGCGGUGGCGGAAGUGCCGAGACAGCGGCCUGAACCAAGCUGUCUAGGUAGACGCGGCGGUCAGGCAGCCUAGAGCAGCUGCCAAGCCUUGGUCAGGUCGUAGCGACUGGGGCUCGGGUGCCGGCGAGAUGCCUCUGUUCACCGCCAACUCCUUCGAGCAGGAUGUGGAAAAAGCUACAAAUGAAUACAAUACCACAGAAGAUUGGAGUCUUAUUAUGGACAUAUGUGACAAAGUUGGAAGCACUCCUAAUGGAGCAAAAGAUUGCCUGAAAGCCAUAAUGAAAAGGGUAAAUCAUAAGGUUCCUCAUGUUGCUCUACAGGCAUUAACCCUUCUUGGGGCUUGCGUGGCAAACUGUGGAAAGAUAUUUCAUUUGGAAGUAUGUUCCCGUGAUUUCACAACAGAAGUACGUGCUGUGAUAAAAAAUAAGGCUCAUCCUAAAGUGUGUGAAAAGCUGAAAUCUUUAAUGGUGGAAUGGUCAGAGGAAUUUCAAAAGGACCCUCAGUUUAGUCUAAUAUCUGCAACAAUUAAAUCAAUGAAAGAAGAAGGAAUUACUUUUCCUCCAGCAAGUUCUCAGACUGUCUCUGUUGCUGCCAAGAAUGGUACAUCAUUGAACAAAAACAAAGAAGACGAAGACAUAGCUAAAGCUAUUGAAUUAUCGUUGCAAGAGCAGAAACAGCAGUAUACAGAAACAAAAUCUUUAUAUCCAUCUGCAGAAAUUCAGUUAAACAAUAGAGUUGCACGAAAAGUGAGAGCUUUAUAUGAUUUUGAAGCUGUUGAAGACAAUGAACUCACCUUUAAACAUGGUGAAAUUAUUAUUGUUUUGGAUGACAGUGAUGCCAAUUGGUGGAAAGGAGAAAAUCACAGAGGAAUAGGACUCUUCCCAUCUAAUUUUGUAACAACUAAUUUAAACAUAGAGUCUGAAGCAGCUGUGGACAAAUUGAAUGUAAUUGAUGAUGAUGUGGAGGACAUUAAGAAGUCAGAACCCGAGCCUGUUUAUAUAGAUGAGGAUAAGAUGGAUAGAGCCCUGCAGGUGCUCCAGAGUAUAGAUCCAGCAGAUUCAAAACCAGAUUCCCAAGAACUGUUGGAUUUGGAAGAUAUCUGCCAACAGAUGGGUCCAAUGAUAGAUGAAAAACUUGAGGAGAUUGAUAGGAAGCAUUCAGAAUUAUCUGAAUUGAAUGUAAAAGUCUUGGAAGCGCUGGAACUAUAUAACAAAUUGGUGAACGAAACACCGGUAUAUUCAGUCUACUCAAAACUCCAUCCUUCAGCACAUUAUCCAUCUCCAUCAGCCGGGGUUCCUCUGCAGACAUAUCCAAUUCAAUCACAUGGUGGAAACUACAUGGGCCAAAGUCUUCACCAAGUAACCGCUGCCCAGAGCUAUAGCCUAGGACCAGAUCAUAUUAGCCCACUGCAAUCUCUGCCUCCAAACAUGAAUGCCUCGUUAACAACACAGCCUGCUCAAACUCCAUAUUUAAGCACCGGACAAGACACUGUUUCCAACCCUUACAUGAACCAGAACUCUAACCUUCCAUCAGCUACUGGUACGGCUGCUUACACACAGCAGAUGGGGAUAUCUGUGGAGGUGUCAACUUACCAGAACACUGCUUGUGGUUUACCACAACUGGCGGGCUUUCCGGUGGCAGUUCCGGCUCACUCUGUUGCACAGCAACAAACAAAUUACCAUCAGCAGCCUCUCCUUUAGAGACACAGCGUUUUCUUGAAAGCCUUCAUAAUUGUGUCUGGAAAUACUGAAACUUUUUUCCUUUCAACUCAGAAGGACCAUGAGUAAAUAAAGCACAAAACCUGACUUACUCUAAAGGCCAUAAAAGGGUUGUUUUCUUUUUUUUAAGUCCAGCGUGUUUGAAGUUGAUCAGAGACAGCUUAAGGGUACUUCCAGGUGAUUUUCUUGUUCUUUCAACUGUCUACAUAAAUCUGGACACCCAGUAAAUAGCCUUAUAACACUAAACAGUAUGGGAUAGGAGUGUUAAAGUUUUACUUUAAAGAAACCAUUGUUUUCCCCUACUAUGUUGUGAUAAGAGCACCAGAGACCUUUAAAUACUUUUGUCUGCAUAUUUUUGUCAAGAUUUCCUACACACUGUUGUUUUAAAAGGCAAACGUCUUUUUGUAUGAGCGUUUAGCUUGCCAAAGUAUUCCUUUUGGUUCUUAAAAUUGCAGUUGUGUUUGCAGUACUGUCAGUUUUUCUGUCAGUGUUAUGUUGAGUAACAAUUAGCAUAUAAUUGUCUACAGAAGCAAGAGCAAUUUGGAAGGAACAAAAAUGUUUUCUCUUAUUAACAGUGAAAACCAUGUAAAUGUAGAUAUGUGGUAAAGCAUUUAACCUGUGUCCUGAACAGUCAUGGCAACAGUGGACCAAGAAAUACUCAGAAACAUUUCCAAUCCCAUGGAAAAUUAUUUCCUGCAAGGAUCCUCGGUAUUGGGAAUUAGCACUAACGACCUUUUCAAGUGACUUUGGCCACUGUGUAAUGAGGAUACGGUCCAUUUGUUUUCCUUCCUGCAGUGUAUUAUGUAGAGCUGCUAUAUUUCCUUUUUAAGGAUUAUAUGAGACAUUCCUAAUAAUUUGAUGUGAUAUAAACCAAGCAUGAUGAUAAAUGUGUUUUUAUUAAUGUGUGUUUUUUUAAAAGAAAUGGUUCUGAUUCCAUUGCUAAGCUGUCAUCAUGCUAAGCUGUCGAAAAAUUGUUUUCAUUCAUUUCAGAAGUAAUUCCAAGCCACUGGAAUUCUACAUACUGUAAGAACUGGUAGUAAAUCAAUAUGGACUGUUUUAUAUUGAAGGAAUUUGCACAAUACAAAAUAGAAAAUGCAGAUAUAUAUGGUUACAGAUACAUGUUACUUAGAUUGCAGAAAUACUGGACAUAAGUUUAAUUUUUAAAAAAUUAAAACUUUUUGCAUGGAUGCAAAAUUUCUAUUUUUUUUAAAGCACUUAAUCUUUCUACAGAAUCCAUUUGAAGACAAUGGAAAUUUUCUCAUUAUCUGUUUACAGAAAAUUUAUUACAACAGUGUCCCUUUUUCAGACAAACUUUAUCCAGGACAAAAUUUGAAAGCAUAGUGUCUGUCAUUAUCUUGUUUCUGAUACAAGUAUUGCAAAUUUUAACCUUUAAUAAUUUGUGGUCUGUUUAUCAUCCAGUAUUUUCCUUACAGAUAAAUUCAGUUAUAUACUUUAAAAACUCUGUUCUUAAAAAAACAAAAAAGAAAAGAAAAAAAUGAUUAAAAAUUCCAAAGCCGCUCUUGAUAUUUGCAUCCACAUGCAAUAUCUUACAUUUUCUUCCAAACUUCAUCUAGUAAGUGUAUUUUAAUAUUUGCAUAAAUGUGUUUUGUCAUCUAAAUUGUAGUUCAGCAUAAAUCCUUGAGCCAGUAUAAAUACUGCAUAUUCAUUAAACUGGGAUCAGCCAAUUAAACUCAAGUAACAUAAUUUUGGAAUAAUAAAAUGUGAUACGUAAAGUGUGUAUAUUGCCAUUUAUCUGUGAAAUUUUAUACAUGCAGAAGUUUCCUCCUCUUAAAAAUAUUUUUUUUUUGCCAUUUGUAAGGAAUUUGUGUUAGAGAUUAUUGCUAGUAUAAAAACGAUACUAAAUCUUUGUCAAUCUGAUGUUUUUAGUGUUAAGAAAUAUAAGACUGUUUUUUUCCAUGAUCUUAUGAAUUGUAUUUAUUUUAAGAUGUUUAUAUUUACAUAUUUUCUGCCAAAGGAAUGGUCUAAUUUAAGAUAUCUAUGUUGGAGUCAUACUGUUCUGUAUCAAAGUUUUUUUAAAAAAUAACUUCUGUUUCUUUUUGUGUGUAUUAGAAUUCCUGAAAAUUUAUAAUAGAAUUAAUUUCAUAUGGAAAGUACCCCUGGAUGUUAAAAUAUAUGAACUGGAAUAUGUUUAUAUUGUUUGAAAAAUGUGCAGCCAGCCAUUAUUGUCUUUUUGGUAAUUUAUUGACAAAAUUAUUUGAUCAUUAAUUAAUUGAAAUAUUUGUCAUUUAGGAUUUGAAAAUAUUUGCAGAUAUGUUGUCAUCUUACACUGUUUCAAGUACUAAUAUUUAACUGUGUAACAAAUUUUACUAUACAUUGAAGAGAGUUACAAAAUUUCACCUUCUGAAUUUUAAAAAUUUGUGAAUGUUUAAAAAAAUACAUGAUUGAGCUGGUGAUAUAGCUCAGUGGUAGCGGUAGAGCAUGUGCUUUUAGCAUGCUUAAGGCUGUAGAUAUGAGUCCCAGCUCUGCAAAAACUGUAUGUGGCUUAGGAAGUACAACGAAACCUUUUCUUAGUAAAAACCAUGAUGUUAAUGCUCCUGAGUUCUAGGAAAAGAUUUAUUGAUUUGUCAUUAUGAUGAGAAUGCUGAAGUUAUUUUUUAAAGUAAUAAAUCAUAAAUAAUAGCACUGACUUAUGAUUUGUUUCUGUCAAAAGGGAGUUUUCUUUACUUACAUCAGGUUUAGUCAGUAAAAGAGAAGAAUGAAUGUGAUGUUUUUGCUGUUUGAUUUAGUUUUCUUUUGAGGAUCAGAUUUUUAAAAAUUUUCCCCAACUGAGAAGUAAUUCUAAUUUUAUCAAAUUAAGUUUGAAUUUGAGAGAUUUUUUUCAACCUUGCUGAUUCUAAAAGAAAAAUUAUGUUGUUUGCAUGGAAUAGUAAGCUGAAUAACACCCCCCCCCCAUUCGUGUACACCUAGAUACCAGAGUGACCCCUAGAAUGUCAAAGUGUUACUUUAUUUGGGAGUAGAGUCUUCGGACAUAAUAGAAAUCACGCUGGAUUUAAGGGUGGGGUCAGAAUCCCAGAUCGGCACCCUUAUGUGAAGAAAAGACACUGUGAUACAGCGAGCAAGGUCACGUGAAGGCAGAGGCAGAAGCUGGAGCACAGGCUGCCUGGACCACCAGGAGUUGGAAGAGGAGAGUGGUUCUUCCCCAGAGCCUGCAGAGGAAUUACAGCCUGCUAACCCUUCAGUUUCAGAAUUCUAGCUCCAGAACUGAGAGAAAAUAAAUUUCUUGUCUUUUUAAGCCUCAAA
Molecule: messenger RNA, 5156 nt
Organism: Cavia porcellus (domestic guinea pig)
Lineage: Eukaryota; Metazoa; Chordata; Mammalia; Rodentia; Caviidae
Gene: Stam2
Product: signal transducing adaptor molecule 2
Exons: 14
Coding region: 306-1877 (523 amino acids)
Biological process (GO): signal transduction
Cellular component (GO): endocytic vesicle
Molecular function (GO): ubiquitin binding; phosphatidylinositol binding
Source: RefSeq, a predicted model, not a curated record